UGUCUAUCUUCAGAUACAGGAUGACGGUUGCAGACAGAUGAUGAUAGACGACAUAGUGUUUAAUGUGUGCGAGUCCAUCGCGUCCACUGUUUGUGCUUUGAGGUUUGUGGGCAGACCCUUGCCGAGAUUAGACCUUUACCCGGCGCCUUGGCACCAGACGGGCAUCUCUCUGCUACUUCUGGGUUAACUUGUCAUUCAAGGCCAGAGCGAGAGAGAGAAAAGGAACGAUUUAUUUAUUUAUUUAUUUAUUUUGUUGCAGCGAGGCGGGAGCUGCGUCAGUCCCACGUUAAGCUGUGGAGGAGCCGGUGUCGGUGUCGGGGAGCGGAGCGGGGAGCGGCGGUGGCCAUGGUGUCCUGGAUGAUAUCCCGGCUGGUGGUGCUAAUAUUUGGCACGCUAUACCCUGCGUACUCUUCCUACAAGGCAGUCAAAACAAAAAAUGUUAAGGAAUAUGUGAAGUGGAUGAUGUACUGGAUUGUUUUUGCAUUUUUUACCACAGUGGAGACUCUCACCGAUAUCAUCCUAUCAUGGUUUCCAUUUUACUUUGAGCUGAAGAUGGCUUUUGUUAUUUGGUUACUGUCUCCAUAUACAAAGGGCUCCAGCGUUCUGUACAGAAAGUUUGUCCACCCGACCUUGUCCAGCAAAGAGAAGGAGAUUGAUGAGUACAUAAGCCAAGCCAAAGAUCGCAGCUAUCAGACCAUGAUGCGGUUUGGGAAACGUGGACUGAAUCUCGCUGCCAAUGUUGCAGUAACGGCUGCAGCCAAGGGACAAGGAGUGCUCUCAGACAGACUGCGGAGUUUCAGCAUGCAGGACCUCACCUUGCUCAGAGAUGAAGACUCAAUCCACCUUCACAGCACUGACCCCCAGAUGAGAACAUCCAGCAGCAAUAUUCUGGAAACCAUAAGUGAUUCCGACACACACCGGCUUCUUUCAGGUGAAGAUAUAGGAAAUACUCAAGCUCAGAAGUCAGAUGGAGAACAGCCAGAUGUGAAACUUGAACAAGCAGAUGAAGAAAUCAUGGAUAAAGUCCCAAAACGCACUCAGAGCCUUAAAAUCAAUAAACAAAAAUUGCAGCGUUUGGAGCCACAAUCAAAGAGUGUAAAGUUGCGUGCAAAGAAGAAGGCCAGCAGUCACACUGAGUCUGCAUGAAGCAGAUCCAGUGAGGAGGAAGCCAUACAGAGUGCCACAGCCUCAGUCUUUCACACAUUUGAGUCUUGCUUGAAGCUGAGAAACUGUGAAAGCAUAAAGGAGAAGCUGUACCUUGUAAAUAGGCGCUUUGGCCCUGUGUCAUUAGCAGGUCUGGGCAAUGCAGUCGUCACCACAGCACAGUAACAUUCAAGCUGUUGACCAAGUAAUCUUGCUCAGUGUUAUAUAAGCAUUUCAUCAAUAGUAUUCAAGAUGAAGUUCCACCAAAAUAUCGCCAAGGAAAUGUUGAGCUAUAUUUAGGUUUGCGCUCAUCACUAUUUUUCAUUGGAUUGUUUUUUUGGCUUUUUUGAAUCCCAAUUAGCUUUCCUUUAUGUUGAAUCUGAAACCAGAACAUCAGAAUAUAGUCAAUUCAUUUAAAUAGAAAUACAUUGAAUAAAUGCUUACAUUCCAAAUAGUUGGACAGUGUUUGCCUGGAUUUGGCAGUUGACCCACAGUCUACAGCUUGUGCCAAUUCAGUCUUCAGAUCAACCAAAUAGCUGUGGUUUACCUCCACUUGCAUUGACAAUAGACAAUAGACAAUAGGUGCAGGAGUAGGCUCAUCGGCCCUUCGAGCUGCAGACACGGUCAGUUUGGCUGAGGUGCCUUGUGAUGUGACUACAAUUUUCAGCAAUCAGGAAAUCUUGUAUAAACUAAAGAUGUGAAAAUUAUGUUUUAAAGCUUGGUAUGUAUUCAAAUCUUAGUUCUGUUCCCUAAAUAUUCACCAACUAUCACGGAAAAUAAAGGAAAUAUAUUUUAUGAAUUAAUUAGAUUUUGAGAAUGUAUUGGCAACUUUAGAUGUCAACUGGUAGCAUGUUCACUGUGUUCAGAGACAAAAAC
Leucoraja erinaceus (little skate) is the source of this 2019-nucleotide messenger RNA. RefSeq names its product receptor expression-enhancing protein 2-like. Bases 346 to 1146 code for a protein of 266 amino acids. The transcript is spliced from 8 exons. Gene Ontology annotation, cellular component: endoplasmic reticulum tubular network; cytoplasmic microtubule; endoplasmic reticulum membrane. The record is from RefSeq and is a predicted model, not a curated record. Gene Ontology annotation, biological process: endoplasmic reticulum tubular network organization. NCBI's taxonomy places the organism in Eukaryota, Metazoa, Chordata, Chondrichthyes, Rajiformes, Rajidae. Gene Ontology annotation, molecular function: taste receptor binding; microtubule binding.